This is a messenger RNA of Moesziomyces antarcticus, 363 nucleotides long. RefSeq lists its product as uncharacterized. The record is from RefSeq and is a predicted model, not a curated record. Bases 1 to 363 code for a protein of 120 amino acids. The transcript is spliced from 2 exons. NCBI's taxonomy places the organism in Eukaryota, Fungi, Basidiomycota, Ustilaginomycetes, Ustilaginales, Ustilaginaceae.
AUGGCAUCUACACAUCGACUACCCGCAGAAGUAUCGGCUCUAUUCCAGCGCGACGCGGCCGGUGCACUUCCACCAUUGCGCCCUCAACGGCCGUACUCUACGGAAGCGAAAACCGCCAUCGAGGGCAGCACGCUUGCCAUCCCCGUACGCGGAGCGCUCCACCUGCUCAACGACGACCUGGAUGCCGCCCACAACCUAGUACAAACAGACGAAGGCAUCCCGCUGUCGAACCUCGUGCAUGCGGUGCUGCAUCGGCGCGAGGGCGACUUCUGGAACUCCAAGUGGUGGCUCGACCGCAUCUCGACCCAACUUCUCGCCACACUCUACACCGACGGACGACGCGGAGCCAAGAACGAGACGUAG